Molecule: messenger RNA, 3905 nt
Organism: Ostrinia furnacalis (Asian corn borer)
Lineage: Eukaryota; Metazoa; Arthropoda; Insecta; Lepidoptera; Crambidae
Exons: 2
Coding region: 284-772 (162 amino acids)
Source: RefSeq, a predicted model, not a curated record
AUGUAUGGGAUAGGCGAGCAGGCAGUUUGGCGCGCGAAGCCGGUCGCGGCGGACGUAUCGAACGGGUGCUCUCGAGCGAGUUCAUAGUAGCCUCCGUUGUUUGGACAAGUGCUAAGUUGAUCGUUUUAUGACGUGAUACAGCUCGUUGACGUUCGGCCUGUUGGCAUUAUGUACAAAUUAACCGUUCGACUUUUAAAUUCUGUGUGUUGUUUUUGAACGUUUUGGAUUAUUUAUUUUUUUGGAGUGCUGUGACUUUUUUUGGAGUGUUCCAAUUUUAAAAAGAAUGACGCCGCAAGAGGAGCGGGAGAGUGCGCGAGGGGCGGAGAUAGCAGACGCGUUUGAGGACGAGAUGUUCGGUCCUCCGCGGACGGAGCCCGCCGCCCGGCCCAAGCUCUCCAUGAUAUCCGCCCGCCUCCGCGCCAACGAGGAGCGCAAGCGGGUCAUCGAGAUCUGCUCCCAAAAACUAGAAAACAUCGAGGACCCCGCGCGCGACCUGCGCCGCUCCGUCUGCAUCAAUAACACAUACUGUCGCUUGAGCGAGGAGGCGCGCCGCGAGAAGGAGGCGAGAAGAAGGCGCGCGCGCGAGGAAUGCGACGACUCCUGGGUGGGCAAAAAAGCGAGGCGGGCCGUCGAAGACGAGUGCCUCGCGUUACUGGACGCCAUUCCUGAGCUUGGAGACGCGAACCUCGGCUGCGCGCAGCUGGCGAGGCAGAUGCCGCGCCAGGACGUGCCCCUGCUGCCGCCGGGCCUGCUCACGGUGCUGGACUCAUGACCGCGUCGCAGCGCGUCCCUGCAUGCCCCCCUGUGAUGCGCCCCGUGCGCCCCGACGCCCGCGGGCCCGCUCGCCGCCGCCCGCGCUCGCGGCCAGCCCGCCGAGAGCGAGGUGUCACUUGUUACCCGGAACGGACGCUCUGCGUUUAGCGAAUACCUUGUUGUUUAAGAGUACUUACUUUGUUAGCGAGUUUUUUUUUAUUAUUUAGAGAAAGUUGCUCAGGCGCUGCCGAUGGGCGCGGUCCAAUUAGUGUUCAAUGAUUAUUUUUACUAUCAGAGAACUCGGAGUGCUUUGUCCGCUGUCAACGCGUCAUGUGUGAGACGCGUGUACUGAAGUUAUGGAAGUUAUCGUUUUUAUUGAAGGAUUAGCUAAUAAGCGAUAAUUAUGUUACAUUAUUGUACUUUAAAUGAUAGUGAUUUAAGAGAUAGUGCAAAACGACUGGGAACGGUUGCGUUGAAGCUCCACAAUACUCUUCGUCUAGAUGUAGGUAACGGUUUAUAUCACUUUAAACGUUAUACACAUUUGUUGUAAUCGCUAUCGCUUCGCAGCACAAACAUAGCGUGCUCGGACGGCCGGUUCAUUAUUGUGAGCCGUUCGGCGAGUAGGCAUCAAAUUACUCGACUACACUAACACGCCUCUGUGAAUGAACUGAUUCAGCGUUUAAUUACUUUCCGAAUAAAUAUUGAUGUGCCGUCGAGAGUAUAUAAAUCGUUUAAAGAAUUUAGUGAAAGGUGAAAACAAAAAUAUUGUCGAGUUUGGUGCGCGGCGCUGAUGGGACUGGCCGAGGUUGGCGCGACAUUGGGCCAAUAUACUUGGCCGCCAACACGCGAAUGCUCGGCGAUGCAUUUUAGACAAGUCUGACUUUUGAGUUUUGUUAAAUAUUAUCGCUUAAAUAAGUUUAUUUUAUAUUUUCGUUUUAGUUCGGUUACCUGAUGUCACCAUUUAUGCUUUUGUUACCAUUAUGAUAAUUUGGUUGAACCUUCCGAGUUUAGGUUACAUAAUCCACGGUUGUUGUUUAUUUAAUUUUUGUAAGAAUGCGAGAAUUUAAUAUAACCGUUAUCGGAUGUGCAAUGAGUUCGUAUUUAAUGUGCAAUUCGGAUGAACAAAAACGAAGUUCCUUUUCUUUUGAAAUCUUAAUUGUCGCAAAAUAUAUUGGUAGUGGCCCGUUUCGCCCCCUCUGAAUAGUAAAUAGGUAGGAGGGUGGGAGGGGGGAGGGGGCGCCGGCGGGCGGGGGCCUCCGCAUCGUUCCCAGAACUCCUGUGAUAUUAGCCUAGCCUGUGUGUCGUAUUUGUGCUAGUUUCCCCAACCUUGUUUGGAUCGCAAUGUAUUAAAAGAUGCUUCAAAAAAAUAAUUUCCACCUCUAUUGGCCAUUUUAUACGGAUUAACCGGAUUUUGUAGUCGUUUAACCGGCUAGUGACGCAUUUAGAAGUUUUGUCACUUAUUGAUAGUAGACAAUUGUUUUUAUAUAAUUUGCGUUUGAAUGUAUUGUUGAUAAUCAUUAUGUAUUAUAAAAUUUUAAAUGUUAAGAGCUUGUAUACACUCGCCGCAGCCUAUGUCGGGGCCGCUGGCAAGAGAUUACGACUAAGUCAGAAAUAUAAAGAACACAAACUGUGUUCUGUAUAAAUCAAUAGUUGUUAAAUUGGGAUACAACCAAAAAUGUAUUUUACAAAAUGAUUACUAUUAAAACGCACAUAUUUAAUUGUAAGUAGUUUUCAUAACGUACUGCAGACAGAGCCACGUUCAAAAGUUGUAAAUAUUAGAUGUAAAAAGCGUAUGAAUGACCAAAACCGUUUCAUCGCCGUAGUUUUAAUUUACAGCGUGGCUUCCAUGGUGUCCUCCUGAAGUUUUGUGAGAUUUAUUUAGGAGAUAAAUAAAUUAUUUUGUACCGAGCCUUUAGUUUUAGUUGUACGUUAAUUCCGGAAUAAAUUAUGUCCUACAUCGAACAUGCAAUGUGUCCGUGAUUCGAAAUUGAAAAGUCCUUUGUGCCCUGCGGAGUGGCGACAGGAAUUAAAUUAGAAAAAUUGCGAUAAAAUGAGAUAACACAUUGUUUGCAAAGCUCGUAUCUGCGAGAACAAUACAUUACCUACUAUUUCCGCUAGUUACCUCUCAGAUAAUGUCACUCUUAAAGUGUUCACCUUAAUGCGUUUAAACUUAAAUUUCCUCGUAAAUUACAGACUGUCGAAAGAUUUUCAUAGCCACCUAAAUCACUGCUAGCUAAUUUAUUUGGUUUUGCUUUUAACGAUGACUCGAGUAAAAGUUUAUAAUAUAUAAUUGAUUUAAUUAGUUUCAAACGGCGCGAAAUAAAAUGCAGUCUUAAUUUAUUCAGUGCAUUCUGAAACGCGUUAGAUCGCUUCUUAUUCGCUUUGAUUCGCGCCGAACAUAAAAAGAGCAGAAUAUUGAACACUAUCAGAUUAUUGGAUCGCACGCGAACUGUCGCCCUCCCGCUCGCACCUACGCCUAAUGACGAGAAGGAGCGACGAUCGAAUCUUUGCUCUCAAAGGAAAAAUACAUUAAUGCCCUACCGAAGGCCAAUUCUUUAUUAAUAACGAAUAAACUGUAUUUCCUGUUAAUAACGUUUCAUUAAAAUCACGAUACAAAAAUAUUGAAGCCGCUCGGAGAUUUUUCUGUUUGAAAAGGACCAAUUGCAUUAUUCCGAAAAACCAAAUUGUAAUAUCUUUUAAAAUUCAGAUUGGCAAGCGAAUACGGCUUUCCAUUUAUUUCUGUUUUUUUGUUUAUAAACUUUAGUUUUUUUUAUUCUUAGCUAGGAAUUCGAGUGGCCAGCACUUAUGGUAUCAAAUAGUAAAACAUUUUACCAGAGACUGUUUUAUCUUUAUAAGUUUUUAUGCAAUUUUAUUUCGGGCAAUAUUGAAUUCCUAGCUUACGUGAUGAUUUUAUAGCACUGGGUUGUAUUGUACAGACUUUGUGACUUAAAUUUAUAUGUUAUAACUUAAAGAUAAUGUAUUUAUUAAGUCUGUACAGCGACUUGAAGCGAGGUUUUGUUCUGAUAUGAAGUUAAGAGAAUGUUCUGUAAAUGUUAUCAUAAUUUUAUUAUUGUGAUUAGCUGCUAUUUUAUAAAUGUUUCCUGUCUUAAGCUAAGAGAUGAUCAUUAAAUAAAUAUUAAAUUGAAACAGUA